AUGCUGAAGGUGGCAGUUCUAAUCCUCAGCCUGGCCUCCUUGGGGCUCUCGGCUGCGGAUGAGCUUGUCCCGACGAGAGAUACCACAUCGAGCCCUAGUGGGAGCCUACGGGGCAGCAACAGCAUCUUGAAUGUGACGAAUGAAUCAGAAGUAGAACCCCGUCGGGUGCCGGAGGAGUUUUCAUGCGUCGGGAGCAUAUGCACGACCCUCGCGACGGUGAGGUUGUCUCAGGCCGGUCCUGAACAGAAGCAGGAGGCGCUCGAGGUGCGUCAUCGUGGCGAUGCCGAGCGAAUCCCACGCACGAUGAAGGCUGGAGACGUAAAAAGUGCGUCUACCAGCCUGAGCCCAGUACCCGGGAUUGCCGCUCUGGAGACGUCUGGGCGAGGAGGGAAAGCCCUCGGAGCCGCCGACGGCCCCACGUGUAAGGGCGUGAAGUGUCUGAUGCCCGCCAUGCCACCCAUGGUCGCCCAGCCUGUGGCUCAGCCCCUGGCGCCUAGCAACGGGGUCGUAAUGGAGGAGCGCAACGAUACGAAUGCCAACAGCACCAGCAGCAUCACCACUACCACCACCGCCGCCGACGGCACCACCAUCUCCUCCUCCCUCAUCUGCACCAAUAGCCGGUGCGUGCUUUGCAGCGAGGGACUGUGCAAAGUCGCCGAACCCGACAUGCAAGGGAACAGCACCGCCUUGAGCAUGACUGGGCCUGGCACACGCGUGGAGAUCACCUGCAAGGACAGCGUGUGCGUGACCGUGACGACGGAGCGCGCGGCCAACGGCACGCUCUCGUCUACCACCACCCAAGCCACCACGAAAAGCGUGCCUUUCAGGGGGACGACGACGAAGAGCGGCGAAGGGAUCGGCGACAGUGGCUGA
Nannochloropsis gaditana CCMP526 is the source of this 873-nucleotide messenger RNA. RefSeq lists its product as uncharacterized. The transcript has a single exon. The record is from RefSeq and is a predicted model, not a curated record. Bases 1 to 873 code for a protein of 290 amino acids.